Molecule: messenger RNA, 956 nt
Organism: Maylandia zebra (zebra mbuna)
Lineage: Eukaryota; Metazoa; Chordata; Actinopteri; Cichliformes; Cichlidae
Source: RefSeq, a predicted model, not a curated record
AUACUUCUUCUUUUAAUGCGCCUGCUGUUUUUCAAACCAGUGUUUGAGGGGACGUUCAUAAGAGCAAACAAGCUGGUGGGAGACGGGGAGGGGCAGAGCGAACUUGUUCUCCGUCUCUGGCUCCCAUCCAGCAGAGCGCCUCCUUCGCUUCCUGUUCUGUUUUCCUACAUUCCAGACAAGCAGCGAUACACAGACCUUUGUGGAAUAAUCCUAAGACCCUCAGACUGUUACAGGAGUGACAUGGCUUCUGAGGGAGCAAGGUUACGUCGCCUCUUUGCCUGGUUUGACCCUGAGAGUGUUGCGGUGCUCACCAUCCUGUUGGGGCUGUUCCAGGUGCUGUUCUCUGCCCCGUUUGCUUACAUUGACCAAAGUCUUCCAAAACUCUUCAUACUGCCACUAGUCUUAGGAAUUGUGGUUAUGGCAGGGGGGUCCUUGACAAUGGCCAAUGAAAAGAACCCUAGCAGACUACUACUUCAAGGUUGUGUCUGCAGCAAUGUGGUUGGUCUGUUGGGGACGUUGCUUGCUUUCGGCCUGUAUUACUACACCCUCCACACAUCACCCAGAGAAGUCACAUGCUCGGAUGACUACUACUCGAGGGGUUGCCUCCCACAACUACUGGCAGACUACUCCUGGAGUGUGACGCUGCUGCUGCUGCUCUUUGACACCGGUGCUGUGGUCAUGCACUGUCUCCUCUCUAUCGCCGCCUUCAAAACACUGAAGACAAACUGAGACACACAAACCAAAACCACUGUAGUAGUCAUUCUACUUUGGUGUCCUGAGCUUGAUUCCUGGUGUAAGAAAACUUAAUGGAAUCUGACUUUUCCUUUACUGACAAGUCAGAAUAUCUACUGAUCCCACCCUCUGUACAAACAACUACUUUCACUAUAUCUUAUGUUUUGUAACCACUGUAUAACAAAGACCCUCAUUAAUAAAUGUGAUUACUGGUUGUCACUGUA